Molecule: messenger RNA, 1400 nt
Organism: Megalobrama amblycephala (Wuchang bream)
Lineage: Eukaryota; Metazoa; Chordata; Actinopteri; Cypriniformes; Xenocyprididae
Exons: 5
Coding region: 89-979 (296 amino acids)
Biological process (GO): negative regulation of T cell proliferation; cellular response to lipopolysaccharide; T cell costimulation
Cellular component (GO): external side of plasma membrane
Source: RefSeq, a predicted model, not a curated record
AUUAUGGGUGGGCUCAUGGACAGGAAGUUCAUCACUCAGAACGUGUGUGUACGAGCACAGAAGUGUCUCACACACUGAGCGCAUCGACAUGUUUUUAAAACAAGUUACAAACUGUCUUUUAUUUUUGACUUUAAUUUGUCUCCCACAUACAGAUGCGGAGUCUAUCAGAGCAGAUGAAGGAGCGACUGUCCAUCUGCCCUGCCACUCUCCACCUGAUGACAGUGUACAAGUGUCUGUAAAGUGGACAGAAAAUAGUGCAACUAACAAAAAUAUUUGUGAAUGGACUGGAUCUUCCUCCAGUAAUUGCAUUCCUCGUUUUACAUUAAACAGAACAUCUUUUACACUAAGUAUAGAAAAUGUUCAGCCCAGUGACUCUGGUAAUUACAGCUGUAAAACAACAAGGAUAAUUCCACCACCAUCAUUGGACAACAUCUCAAAUGUGACACUUCAUGUUGCAGCACAUCCAGAUCUGUCCCUGCAGCUCCUGAACAGCAGUAAUGACACCUGUGUUCAUCUGCUCUGCUCUCUGCAGGGUCUGAACCCUGAGCUGGUGAACUUUACCUGGAGCCGAGAGGGUCAAAGGUCACUUCAUCCAUCCACAUCUUAUGACAUGAAGAGUGAGCUGCAUCUGUGUAAACCUGACUGGAGUGAUGGAGACACGAUCACCUGUCACGCCAGCUACUCAAAUAAUCAAACCCAAAAAAGUAUACAACUCACUGCUUCUGACAAAGGAUCUGAUCAUACCCUCUUUGUGACCAUGACAGCUAAGCAGUUAAUCAUCAUAUGCAGUGCUGCUGCAGGCCUCAUCCUCUGCAUCAUCAUCAUCAUUGUUGUUCUUUGCAAAUGUAGAAAGCGAGACGAAAAUGGAUCUAUAGUGUUCAGCAAUAAAGUGUAUGAGAACUUCAGCUUCGCCAUGUCCCGCCAAAACACACCGUCCAUUGCUAAAGCUCAGACAGAAGAGUGUAUUUAUGAGAACUAACUGCUGCUGCUGCUUACAUUAGCUUUGUUUAACGCCAGAUGGGAACAGUUGUUACGAACGAAGUACGCGUGUUACGUAUUUUUCUAAGACAUUUGAUGGUGCACCUUGAAUGUGAACAAAAUGGCCACUUACUGACUUGAAAACUGUAAGUAGGUACUUUUAUGAGUAUUUUUGAAGUUCUCGUUGUAUUUAAGCACUGUAUAGGAGUAGCCUACUAAACUAUUAUGUGCCGUAAAUUAAAUUAAAUUAUAUGAUUAUGAACAGGACUUCAUAUCUGUUUUUAUUAGAUAAUAUGCUGGGGCAUUAUUACAAUCUCACUUUGCACUUUUUGUCAUGUGACUUUUGGUUUUGGUAUGGUGUUUGGACUACAUUUUGUAGUAUUUCAUUUCUUGUAAAAAAUAAAUAAAUAAAUAAAACACCA